UACUAUUGCUAAAUGCAAUGGGAGCCUGAGCUAGUUGUCAUGUGAGGUCUUGUUCAUCCAGUUUGUCAGUGUAGCAGGGUUAGCUUUUUAAUCACAGCCACUCUAAAGGAUUGCUGCUUACACUCUUGAUGAUAAUGCUCCAAGAUGAAGUGGAUUCAACUUUUGAUUCCAUGUUUACUGAUGUCAACUAUUACGUGUGGGUCCCACUCUCUGAAGUUCUUGUCUACUGGACGUGUGCAGCCUGGAGAUCGACCUUUAUUUGAACAACUAACUGUAUUUGAUGGAGUUCCCAUCUCUUACUGUGACACCGUGACUAAAAGAGAACAACUCAAACCUACCCUGGAGUCCCAAAAGUUACCUGAAAACUGUGAUGAAUCGAGUCAUAAUAUCAUAGCGUCUCUCUACGAGAUUCCAAGAUUUAUGAACAGCACAGCGUAUGUUGUACAGCGGCGGCGAGGCUGCAUCCUGUCAGCCAAUGAGAUGGUGUUUGCUUUUGAAGCCUGGGCAGUAGAUGGGAUGGACUUCAUAACCUUUGACCCUGAAUCUCAGAGAUGGACGUCCCAGUCUCCCUCUGCAAUACCAGUGGAACAACGCUGGAACAAACAGAUAGCAAUGAAUAAUGCCUAUAGACAUUUCAUUAAAGAGGAAUGUCCACAGAUGAUCCAGAAAAUUCAGUUAAGACCAAUACACCAGGAAACAGGUUUCCACUCUCUGAAGUUCUUGUCUACAGGACGUGUGCAGCCUGGAGAUCGACCUUUAGUUGAACAACUAACUGUAUUUGAUGGAGUUCCCAUCUCUUACUGUGACACCGUGACUAAAAGAGAACAACUCAAACCUACCCUGGAGUCCCAAAAGUUACCUGAAAACUGUGAUGAAUCGAGUCAUAAUAUCAUAGCGUCUCUCUACGAGAUUCCAAGAUUUAUGAACAGCACAGCGUAUGUUGUACAGCGGCGGCGAGGCUGCAUCCUGUCAGCCAAUGGGAUGGUGUUUGCUUUUGAAGCCUGGGCAGUAGAUGGGAUGGACUUCAUAACCUUUGACCCUGAAUCUCAGAGAUGGACGUCCCAGUCUCCCUCUGCAAUACCAGUGGAACAACGCUGGAACAAGAAUACAUUAAUGAAUUAUGCCUAUAGACACUUCAUUAGAGAGAAAUGUCCACAGAUGAUCCAGGGAAUUAAAUUAAGACCAAUACAGCAGGAAACAGAGCUACGUGUAUUUGCCAAGCCCAUUGUUGACACAGACCAGGCACUGCUGAGGUGUCAUGUGAUGAGUACUGACAAAUCAGUGAGCUCGGUGCAUCUGAUUGGAAAUGGGGCUUCCAGGGCCAGAUGGAUCAUCGUAACUGGACCGAUGCCUGCUGAAGACGGAUCUGUGAUCCUCCGACUGACAGCUGAGAUCUCCCAGAACCCCGACGACACAUAUGGCUGCACAGUACAAACAGGAAGUCACAACACCACUGUCUUUUGGGAUGGGACUACUCUUGAUGGCAGAACCCUUCUUUACCACUGGAGAGCCAUUUGGAAAAUGCUGACAGUAAUCGUUGGAGUCAUCGGCAUUGUGUUGACAGUCACUAUUAUAUCAUGUGUAAUGAUAUGUCUGCUUAAAUGUGUGAAAAUGAAGCCCAGUCCUCCUUCAACAGCUGAUCCACAGCUGGUGGAGCGGUUUACCAGGAUCAUGGAGAGUGUUGCGUCCUCAACUUUGCAGAAUGUUAUUUAUUCAUUCUUGCGGGGUACAGAGCAAAACAGAGAAUUACAGGACCGGUGGGAGAUGGGCGUUAUGUUAAGGGAUCAUAGGCACUAUGAUCCAGAGUACUUUGCUAAUCAAAAUGAGGGGCCACUUUGAUAGUUAAUUGAGGAAUGGAGCAGGGUAUUUGAAAUUGUAGAAAGACAAACAUAUUUAAUUUCAACUGUGAACGUCAGGUUUUGCUGUUAUUUAGCACUGAAUCCAUUAAUCACAGAACUGUGUUUAGUCCUCAUUCAUCAUUAUCUACAGUGACACAUUUGAAACUUUAGAAAUCACAAUUGUUUUGUGUCAUUAUUGGAAAGUUGUAAGGACAACAUGUCAUUUUUCAUAAUGAUCAAAAGUGAAGAAUUGCAUUGCGGAUGUUCACACUGAGAUUUCGGACACUUCAAUACAAUGGUCCAACGUAAAUAUGGUGAACCAUGCAGCAAAUAGGGAAUGAUUUUGGACACAGCUCCACUUUAAAUUUAUCAUGGCCGUUAAUAUGAACAUUAUUGCCACUUGAGGCUACAAAACAUAACUUUCAAGCUGGGGGAAAGUUAAGGUGGGAAAAUAGAAGACUUUCACCUGGGAAACGGAUGUUCCUGUCCCUGAAAUACUACUUAAGAUGACCGGUGUAUGAACCCAAACCAAAAACUUUUUUCAUAUCCUGACAAGUUCUUUUGGUGCCUAAACUUAGCAAACUAUGACAUUUACAAGAAAUGUGUCUACUGUGAAUACUAAAAGAGCCACUGAUGGGACACAAAUUGAAAAAGUGUCCAGUUUAAAGUAUUUGGCUGGAUGAUAAGCUGUCUUUUAAACCACACAUAACUGAGCUUGUGAAGAAAUUAAAGCCAAAAUUGGCAUUCUUUCAUAGAAAUAAAUCUUGCCUCACCCAAAGUUGUAGGAAACUGAUUGUUCUAACUAUGUUUCUAUCAGUUUUAGAUUACGGGGAUGUCAUUUAUAUGCAUGCAGCUUCCUCUACAAAGCCACUUGAUGCAGUUCAUCACUCUGCCCUUAGAUUUAUAUCUGGUGACGGAUUCAGUACCUACCACUGUCUCCUUUAUCAACGUGUUGGCUGUACUUCUCAUGAUGCACUUUAUUUAUUUACAAAGCCUUGCCUAUAUGUUUAACAAGCUUGCUGAAUUUAAAUCGUAUCACUAUAGCACUCGCACUAGUGAUUCCUUGGUCUUAAAUAUUCCAUUUGGUAGGACAGAAUUAGGCAAAACUGCAUUUGGGUAUUAUCCUCCAUAUAAAUGGAAUUACCUGCAUAUUCUAAUGAAAUUAAACAGCCUGAUUCCAUAUAAUCACUUUAAAUGUCUUCUUCAUGAGACUAUGUAUUCUGAAUGUAGAUGUGCACUUUGAGUUGUUUAACAUUCUGUAAUUGUUUUGUGUGUGUACUGUGUAUUGCAACUGUAUAUCAUAUAUGAACUAUGUUCAGUAAUUUCUAUAUAUAUUGUCAUUUUAUAUUGCAUGUAAUCAGGGCGUCAUUGGAAAUAAGAGCUUGCUCUCAAUUGGCCCUCGGUGAAUAAAUACCGCCAGUUGCAGAUAUUUCAUAGGAUAAUAUGCAAACCCCUUAAUGAUAAUACGUUGUUCUUUUUAUUGCUACUGUGUGUAAAUAAUGUUUACACAAAGCUAAGUAUUGUUUUCUAUAUUUUACAGCUAUUUUAUUUCAACUUUUCUACCAUCAUAUGUAGCGUUUACCAUGCUGUAUAAUACUGUGAAUCUUUUCUCAGAUCUCUGCUGCUUUUUUUUUUUAAAUCCAAUAAAAUAAAUGACUAGUCUGUCCACAGUUUAGGGGAAUCUCAGCAGGGUUUCUUUCCUCUCCUGCACAGUUGUAUUUUAUGGUUUUUUUUCUUCUAUUAUUUGAUGUCAUAUUUGUGCAAUAAAAACAAAUCAAACUUUUAA
Messenger RNA from Sander lucioperca (pikeperch), 3624 nucleotides. RefSeq lists its product as uncharacterized. The record is from RefSeq and is a predicted model, not a curated record. Lineage: Eukaryota; Metazoa; Chordata; Actinopteri; Perciformes; Percidae. The coding region runs from base 145 to 1839 and encodes 564 amino acids. The transcript has 8 exons.